GAAAAAUGUUUGACUGGGUCGGUUGCCUGCUUAGAAUGGUCUACGUCUAUGGAUUUGUAAUCGGAGUUUCCAACUUCGAAAUCGACUGGAGGGCUGGGCGAGUCUUUAGGUCUAUUAGAAGUACAGCUUAUGCAGCUUUGAUCAACAUUUUGAUAGUGGUGACUAUGAGUUUUCAAGUGGCAACUGACACCAACUUGAAUGUGAUGUUUGGGAAUGCGAACAAGCUUCACGAGUAUGUGGUUGUUGUGAUGUCGGUGCUAAGAAUUAUUGCUGGACUUACUGUGCUACUGAUCAGAUGGACCCAGCGCUGCAAGGUGAUGAAGCUUGUAAGGAUACUGAUUCGACUCUAUUUUGACAAGCCGCAGAUUAAGAGAAUUUCCCGCUGGGCGAUUCUAGCCAAAAUUAUGACUGUUACUUCUAAAGACUUUCUUCAAGUAGCACUAUCUUUGGAAGUCUUGGGUCGCCUUGGGGGCAGACAGGCCAUGGGAAUGUAUAUGCAGUUCGGGAUGGCGGCCCUCAUGAGUUACGCCUUGUCCCAACAUUAUCUGGUAAUGCUCUUCGUCAGAGUGGAAUACCAGAUACUCAACUCUGAGCUGGAACAGGUGAUUGAGGAGAGCUGCUGGUUAAGCUACCAUUCCCCGCGCAAUGGAGUUUUCAUGACCAGGUGCUGCUACCUGGCAGACCGAUUGGAGGACAUUGGCAAGAGGCAGGACGAGGUGCAAUCAAUUGUGACGUAUCUGGGAGAGGUGUUUGGUGUUCAGGGACUACUAACUUUCACCGAAAACUAUAUAAGCUCAGUGGGCAACACCUAUCUCAUCUUUAGUCUCUUUAAAUACGGUCGCGAGCGAUUGGGGAUGCCAUUGAACGCCGUCAUUUUAUCAGCUUGUUGGUUUUUUUUCCAUUACCUCGAUGCCUUCAGGAGCCAUUUAAUCAUGUUGAGUAUUUUGGACGAGCAUCGGAGGAUGGCAAGUCUUUUGCAGGAGCGCAGUGUGUUUGCUCAGGGACUGGACGUACGACUAGAGCAAACGUUUGAAACUUACCUAUUUCAGCUGGCCAGGAAUCCGUUGAAAAUGCAUGUAAUGCAUAUGUUUCCCAUAAGUCAUUCGUUCACCACAGCUAUGUUUGGAUCCAUAGCUAUGAACUCCAUAUAUCUUAUUCAAUAUGAUAUGCAAUAUUUUUAACUUUAAGUGAAAAGUUUUGUGAAGAAUUUCGAAUCAUAUUAAAACAUAAUGAAAUAAUGAACAAACUAAUUCUGUUUUCUAGAGAAAGAAAUGACCAUCUAUGGAGGCAACGCUAAUACGCAUUAA
Molecule: messenger RNA, 1307 nt
Organism: Drosophila ananassae
Lineage: Eukaryota; Metazoa; Arthropoda; Insecta; Diptera; Drosophilidae
Product: putative gustatory receptor 36a
Exons: 3
Coding region: 6-1181 (391 amino acids)
Biological process (GO): sensory perception of taste
Cellular component (GO): membrane
Source: RefSeq, a predicted model, not a curated record